Messenger RNA from Haliotis rubra (blacklip abalone), 3338 nucleotides. RefSeq names its product TNFAIP3-interacting protein 1-like. The transcript is spliced from 19 exons. Gene Ontology annotation, biological process: regulation of transcription by RNA polymerase II; cellular response to lipopolysaccharide. Lineage: Eukaryota; Metazoa; Mollusca; Gastropoda; Lepetellida; Haliotidae. The record is from RefSeq and is a predicted model, not a curated record. The coding region runs from base 613 to 2727 and encodes 704 amino acids.
UAUAGGGGAAUCCCCUUCGGAAAGCCCUAACUGCGCCUGUCAUUCAGUUUGGCAUAGCAUUCAACGGAGCGAUAUCGGGAUGAGUCUGAGGCGAGAUUUGAUGAGAACUAUGUUGACCAAGAUGAACCUGUAAACACUUAGAAGGACAUGCCUGAUCGGACCUUCCAAGCAACAAUUCCUGCGACCGUGGAGGCAUCCAAAUAACACCGGCGGUGGCAUCAUUGAAGGCACCAUAUCUGAAGCAUUUUUACUUUGACAGCAACCUGAAAAUCUGACAAAAGUAAAAAUGUUUGAGAUAGAAAGCAGCGAGGGACAAACCAGCCCAAGAAGUGCCUCCAGUGAUGUCACACCUGCCAACCAGCAACUACAAGAUUAUGAAGACAGAAUUAAAAGACUUGAGAACGAAAACAAAGUACUCCAUGGAAGAAUAAGAGGAUACAAGACACUCGGAGAUUUACUUCAGGAAGCUAAAGAGGAGAACAAGAAACUUGUAGAGGCACAAAGACAUAUGAAGCAGAAACUUGAUACUUGUACAUCGAUUAACGGACUUGACUCAGACAUUCAAACUACGACCACUACGAACUGGAACCGACACAGAAUACCGACAUAAGCAUGACCCAGAUAACUGAGACUGAAGGCAAAGCUGAAGCUCAGAUGGAGUCAUCCCGCGAUCCUGGUUUGCCCACAAUCACUGAGAGGUCAGUAACCAGCAACGUGGACAAUGUCGACACCAACGAGAUGCAUGGGUCAAUAAGGUUGGUAACUCCAAUGCAGGAGUCCCUUGUGGAUACCCAGAAUGACCUAUCUCGCACCGAAACAGGCAAGAUCAUCUCCAAGGGAGGAAACAUGACCCAGAACUUGGAACUGGAUUCUGAUCGUUACGAGGAACCAGAAUAUGAGAAGGUUGGCCACCAGAUGGCCUAUAAACCCGGGAGCAUGAGCAGCAUGUCGGUUAUCUCGUCUGGACCUGAUGAGAAGUACAACUUCCCGUCACUGUCAUCAGGACCUUCCCGACGAGUCCAGGAUGUCAGACCAAAGACAUACAGUGAAUACGAACCUAAACCCAUGGAUUCGGAACUCAGUGUGCAGAUGAAGAACAUGCUACAGAUGCACAGCACAGCUGAGGAACCAGAACUGGCAGCAAAGUUCCGCAAGAUGUCGGAGGACAUUGCGAAAACUGAAGAAGAUGCCAAAAGGUUCAAGAAUCUGGCCUACACCUUUGCCCAAGAGAACCAGAGGCUGAAGACGUCAACGGCAAUGGAGUUGAAGGAACUCAAGAACCAGAACUUUGAGCUCAGAGAAGAAAACAAGCGACUGAUUACUCGAAUCAAGAGGCUGGAACAUGAUCGGGAUCAGCUGCCUGUCACCUCCGAGCCUCUCACAUCACAGACUCGCUUGGCAGGCUGGGUGACAGUAGAGAAACCACAGGGGAAGGCCAGUGUGGAGGAGGAGCUGAUGCAACAAGGCGCGGACACCUCCCUGCCAGAUGACCUUGACACUGUCAUGUCCAACGUCCGAUGUCUGAAGAAAGAGAACAGAGAGCUGAAACAGGCCAAUCAGAGCUGGAACAUCAGAUGGCAUGAACUGAACCAGCAGUGGGAGCUGAAGGUGAAGGACAUGAGGUCACAGGUCGACUCUUACAAACAGGAAAUGAGAGAACUGCAGAAACGAGAGAAGCAGAUCCAACUUGACUGUGAGAAGAUGGUCCAGGAUGCCAAGACCAAGGCAUAUGAGGAGGAGACUGCCAGGGAGGAAGCCUUGACAAAAUUUCACCAAUGCUCGAACCAGAAGCGGAGUCUGCAGGACCAGGUGUGUGAGCUCCAGGCCCGCUUUGAGAUAGCGGUCCGGGAUAAGCACAGCCUAGAAGCAGAACUCAGUGUUCUCAAAUCUCGUUACCAAGGCAACAUGAGAAGUGGCCAGUUUGGAAUGGAGCGCAACAGAGAGGAUCUGACAACUGAGAUAGAGGUUCUGAGACAGCAGCUGACCGUAUUCGAGGAAGACUUUGACCGUGAGAGGCAAGACCGUGCAGCUGCCCAGUCUGUUGGGGAUGACCUUCAGACUACACUGGACAAGGUCAGGGAGGAGAAGGAAGCCAUCCUGCGUCGCAACAAGUUGCUGGAACAAAAGCUGAAGAGUCACGAGUCAACGAUGCAGCAGACUCUGCAACGUAACGAGAGUCUUCAGACGCAGGUCCGCGAGCUCCAUGGCGAGAAUCGGCGACUGCGAGAGAGCAGCAUCCCUCAGUUCCAGGGCAACAUGAUGAACCAAACCUACCCACGCUACCAGAACCAGCCCCAGUUCCAGAACAUGCCCAUGUAUCCAAACACACCCAUGCAAGGCGGCUUCUCACCCCAGGGGCAGAUGGGCUUGGCAGGCUUCUUGCCACCACUGUCCCCCCAAGGGUUUAACCAGCCAUACAUGAACAUGAACAAUGCGCCAUUCCCGCAGUAUGGCUCAGGGCGCCAGGUGGGAGGGGCCCAGACCUCACCGGUUAUGCCGAGACAGUGGACAUGUGAAUUCUGCACCUUCUCCAACAUCCCCAGCAGGACUGUGUGUGAGAUGUGUGGCAAGAUCAGACGUCAGCAGCAGACCGGAUAUUCCUCGUCUGGACAUGCCUCCUCGGAACCGGUGCUCAUGUCCCGUGAUGUGAUCCACCCACCUCCGCUGCCCAGAGGUCAAGACGUUCCAGAUGAAAGUGGGGACCUGGUCACUGACAAUGGACUGUAAUCGUGAACACUUCUGUUGCAGUGAAAAUUCUACCUAGAGGACUUCUAGGUACUCCAUUUACAUAGUUAAGUGGAUGCAGCACAGGGCAACCUGCCCGACAUCCUGCUGGCAGGAUUGGGGAUACACAUGACAGAACAUGGCAGAACAGAGCAGAGCCACGAACAGGGUGAACAACAUCACACCUCACCAGAAAUCAAGUGGAUGAGAAGAUAGUACGAGACAGAUGGAACAUCUAUAUGUAAGCUUACAGGAACACCAAGAUGGAUCAGCCAUAACACAAAUGGCCACAAACUGUUUGUGGUAAACUGUAUGUGUACAGCAUGAAGAUGAUGGGACUUCCUGCAUCCAAGAGCUGAUGUAGCAGAAUCUUGCCACGAUCGCUACACCCAGUUCAAGGGCCAGUAGUCUCAGCGUCGGCUGGAGAGUCAGAUGUAGUAUGCGAUGUUAAAUGAAAGGAUACUGUCAUGAUAUUCCCAAGUUCUUGGAUCAGCCUUUCUUGCCCCCAGCUUUCUUAUUGGCCAAAAGGUUCAAAUAACAGUUAAUUUGAAAGCUGACUGUAAGAAAGGCUUGAAGAAAUACACAAAGCCCCAUGUGUAUCACCAGCCUUUGGU